AUGAAAAUCGACGAGGACGAUAGCUCAAAAAUGGAUUACUCGCAGUAUCAAGGGCCACCCCCGACGAGUAAACGACUCGUCAUGGCGCAGUAUCAGCUGCCCCCGCAGAGAGCGAACAAGUGCCCAUGCCAACCUUCAGCCCCGAACACUGCCCUCGCUACGAGAGCGCCUUCAGUGCCGUUGGAAACGGUCCCUCUGUCGGCGUACUACCCCAGCCCCGACCUCGAGAAGUACCGGAGACCUGUCGAGUCCCCGAAGCUCAGCGAGUCACAGAACUCCCUCACGAACGCCUCUCAAGACAACGCCAACCGCAUGGGGAGUUCAAAUGGGCAUCCAACGUUCCUCAACUAUCUGCCCCCGCCCGCCUAUCACGCGACUCAGCAAUCCAGCGGCGGAGUUUCCAGCAUUCAUUACUUCGAUCUGUCGGAGACUUCGUCAGAAGCUUCGACGAGGAUCGCAUCGAGGAUGAGCUCGGACCACAACGUUACCCAGUCGACGGAGAACGACACCCAUCACCUCACGAAAGCCCCUUAUACCAUCACCAAGGGAAUGGUGCCCGUCAAGAAGGAUAGCCUUUAUCCGUCAUCCGGAAAAUCCGUCGAACCAACACGGCUCACACCGAUUCGGGCGGUUCUCUAUUCUUCUGCUCUGAUCGCUCUGUUCACAGCGUUGUGUGUGGUAUUGCUCGUCGUCUCGCAGUCGAUCCCGUCGCACUGGCAAGAGAACGGACUGCGAUCAGCGAACGAAUUUUCACCGUUCCUCGAGGAAGGCUCACUUUCGGUCGUACCUGCUCCGACUGAUCUAAUGGACAGAUCGCAGGUCAUUAUCGUCAACCGCCAUAAUCCGUCGACGUAUCAGCAGCAAGCACAACAACUAUCCGAUCUUCUGACAGUCGUGUCCGCCUACAACGCGACCCAAACCGACGCCGCGUUUCCUACUCAACUAGUCUCUGAAGAAUGUUCUGCCGCCGACAAUUUUGGAUAUCGGUCCGGCGAUCCGUGCAUCGCGGUAGUUUUCCGACCGAACCCGAACUUCAUUCCUGUCGCUACCAAAGAAGGAAUUCUGGAAUUGGAGUGCUUGUGCGAAAAUCGACACGUUCGGAUCGGUUAUUCGCCCUUCCGAGGCUUCCCGUUGCGCUUCUUCCCGCGAGGGCGGAACGCGUCCCCGCUUCUGGCCAUGUUGAAAUUCACCGAUUUGCCGUUCAAGACCGAACUCAGGAUAUCGUGCGGCCUCGCAGGAGCCUCGAACGUAGACCGUCGGAAAGAUAGAGUCAGCUUCCAGAUAAUGGUCAUCUAA
Messenger RNA from Galendromus occidentalis (western predatory mite), 1296 nucleotides. RefSeq lists its product as uncharacterized. The transcript has 3 exons. Bases 1 to 1296 code for a protein of 431 amino acids. Lineage: Eukaryota; Metazoa; Arthropoda; Arachnida; Mesostigmata; Phytoseiidae. The record is from RefSeq and is a predicted model, not a curated record.